Messenger RNA from Penicillium alfredii, 363 nucleotides. Its product is annotated as Dabb family protein. NCBI's taxonomy places the organism in Eukaryota, Fungi, Ascomycota, Eurotiomycetes, Eurotiales, Aspergillaceae. The coding region runs from base 1 to 363 and encodes 120 amino acids. The record is from RefSeq and is a predicted model, not a curated record. The transcript is spliced from 3 exons.
AUGACUUUUGUUCAUAUGGUGCUGCUCAAAUUCCGCCCUGAGGUCACCCAGGAGCACAAGACGGCCUUCGUCAAAGAGCUCAAGACACUCAAGAAUCUGGCCUGUGUCAAAAACAACCGAUUGCUCUUCGGUGGCCCAUCAGUAACCAACCCCAUUGAACGAAGCAAGGGGUUCGAGUUUGCCCUGGUGAGCUACCAUGAGACUCGAGCGGCAUUGGAUGAGUACCAAUACUGCAAAGAACAUGCUCACAUCUCAAGCACCUAUCUCUAUCCAUCGUACCUGGAGGACAUCUCCGUCUUCGACUUCCAAGUCGAUGCAGAGGAUGAAUACAUGUGUGAUUUUGGGCCAACUGCGAAAAUUUAA